Messenger RNA from Limulus polyphemus (Atlantic horseshoe crab), 7924 nucleotides. RefSeq names its product E3 ubiquitin-protein ligase RNF19B-like. The record is from RefSeq and is a predicted model, not a curated record. Gene Ontology annotation, biological process: positive regulation of proteasomal ubiquitin-dependent protein catabolic process; protein polyubiquitination; ubiquitin-dependent protein catabolic process. Bases 330 to 2987 code for a protein of 885 amino acids. The transcript has 12 exons. NCBI's taxonomy places the organism in Eukaryota, Metazoa, Arthropoda, Merostomata, Xiphosura, Limulidae. Gene Ontology annotation, cellular component: ubiquitin ligase complex; cytoplasm. Gene Ontology annotation, molecular function: zinc ion binding; ubiquitin conjugating enzyme binding; ubiquitin protein ligase activity.
UGUAAAAGAAAGAUGAAUCUAAUUCAAUUGAAUCUGAUAAUCUCAAUUUAAAAUAUUCUUCACUACAUGGAAAGCAGGGUUUGUGUGAGCACUUGAAAACUAUGCAUAUUUACUGCUGAAGUUUUGGGAUAAACCUUCAAAAGGACAACUUAUAAUAAGAGUGUACAGGUGACAAACAGCUAUCUUCCAUGUGCAGAAUAUCUUCAUUUAUCGUCACACAAUGGUUAUAAAAAAAAGGUGUGAACAUUAAAAUCAGAGUGGCUGGAGAACAUGUCAAAUCUAUAACACGUUUUCUACAACUUGACCUUGGAGCUUAUUUUCAAAUAACUAUGGCCAGUGCCUCUUCCACUCCAUUUAGUAGUAGUAUUUCACCUGGACCCCGCAAACAUGGCUUCAGCCGGCUUUCUCUGGGACGAAUUUUUAACAGCAAUCCAUUUGGUCGUCGUGGAACUGGGCGGCAUCGACCAGUUCAGACAGAAACUGACAGUCGUUCAGAAAUCAGUAUUGUGGGUGCUCACCCUCUUAACAGAAAUCAGGAUUCAUUAAGUAUUAAAGGGGCCUACAGGCUUUCAGCAGUUGGUCAGUCUUCAGACUCAGAAUCUAACUCCUUGUCUAGUGCACGGAGUGAGGUGGUUCCAGAUUCUACCCAGGAUAGAGGGAUGGAUCGGCUAGAAUGCCCCUUCUGUCUAUUGGAGCUACCAGUCCAGUGCUUCCCAGAGUUAAGCUCAUGCUCACAUCGUGCCUGCUAUAACUGCUUGCAAACAUAUUUCAAAAUUGAGAUUUCUGAAAGCAGAGUAAACAUCUCAUGUCCAGAGUGCACUGAGCCUCUUCAUCCAAAUGACAUUCGAAUGAUCCUGAACGAUGAAAUUGUUAUAGCAAAAUAUGAAGAUUUCAUGAUUCGGCGGGUUUUAGUGACUGAACCAGAUGCUAGAUGGUGUCCUGCUCCUGACUGUGGGUAUGUUGUCAUAGCUACUGGGUGUGCAAGCUGCCCUAAGUUGAAGUGUGAUCGACCUGGUUGUGAUACCUACUUUUGUUACCAUUGUAAGCAAGAGUGGCAUCCCAACCAGACUUGUGAUGCUGCACGAGCUCAAAGAGCUCGCCAUUCUCCUCACCCACGCUCUGCUUCGGUGUCUUUCAGCCAAGACUCAAUUAUUCAAAAAGAAGACAUAAAGCUGUGCCCUUGCUGUAAGGUAUUAAUCGUCAAGAUGGAUGAUGGUUCAUGCAACCACAUGACAUGCAGUGUUUGUGGUACGGAGUUUUGUUGGCUGUGUAUGAAUGAGAUAACAGAUCUGCAUUACCUGAGUCCAUCAGGCUGUACAUUUUGGGGCAAAAAGCCAUGGAGUCGAAAGAAGAAAAUCUUGUGGCAGUUGGGAAUGCUGGUGGGUGCCCCUGUGGGAAUUGCCUUGAUAGCUGGUAUUGCUGUUCCUGCCAUUAUUAUUGGUAUUCCUGUAUGGGUAGGAAGGAAGCUCCAUCGAUACCACACCAGCAAAAAUAAUGGUAAACACAAAAGAAAUCUAGCUGUUACCACUGGAGUAAUGGCCUCAAUAAUAGUGUCUCCUGUAUUGGCAGGGAUUGCUGUUGGUAUUGGUGUACCCAUCUUACUGGCUUACGUGUAUGGAGUAGUUCCUAUAUCUCUCUGUCGUUCUGGAGGCUGUGGUGUAACAACAUCAGCAUCUGGAGUGAGAAUUGAAUUUGAUGAAGAAAAUGAUCUUGGUGUUGCAGCAGAUGGAAUGAGUGUAGACACAGCAGCCAGCCAUAGAGGAGUAAACCCUAGUAUUGGAGAAGUUUCUUUUGGCAUGUCUACCAGCAUUAGUAUGGGAAGUGGGAGCCAUCUGGAGAGGGUGGGAUUAAUACGGGAUAGUGACAGGGAGAGUGCCAGUAACACUGCUCUUGCUGGUAGCAUAGCCAGUGCCUCUUUAGCAGCAGCCCAGAAAUUAGAAGUUCAAGCAGAUAUUUCCUCCAACAAACGACUUAGUUUAAGUAGUCACAGUGAAACAGCUUCAGCUACGUUAAGCCUUAGUGAACGAUCUGCAAACUUCUCUCUUACUGAUGAUGCAAGUACAAAAGCUCUUGCAGGAUCUCUUCUUGGUUACAGAGAUACAGUGGAGGUUCAUGUUGAUGCUCAGAGUAUGUCUGAGGACACCUCUCUCUCCCAUGCAAUACCAAAAGUAGGAGGAGAUACUACUGAUGUAACAUCAUGUGAACCAAAUAAUGUUGGUUCUGUGAAAACAGAUGACUCUUGUAAUUCUUGCUGUUGUAGUGAGGAUGGAGCCUCCCACAGCAGUUCCAGGAGUUUUGGGGGACACAGAUCUCGGUUGUGGAGGACAUCUGGACGACGACAACAGGGGGGAGUGAGCACUGCUAUUGUAUCUUCCAGUAUCCCAGAACUUAAGCAAUCAAAGACUCAAAGAGACUUGAGAGAAUAUUGUGUCAGUUUUAUUGAUGAAAGUCCUGGCAUAACUGAGGAGUCAGGAGUAAGAAUACCUGUUGAUGAUGGAAAGGGUGUAAGGCCCAAAUCUUUAGUUUCAUCAAGAAGUUGUAGUAUUGUCCAUUCUCUUGAAGCAACUGACCAGCUCUGUUGCUGUGAACUGAAGAAACUUCCCACAACUUGGGAUGAUUAUCACCUUAAAACUAGACAGAGUUCUAAGCUUAAUUCCUCAUGCAAAAACAAUCCAAAAUCUUUUCCAGAAACUCACAUACUUACUUGUAUUGAACCACAAUGUGCCAAAAUAAAACCUCAAAAAAAGGUAGAUGAAUAUAAUGAUACAGCUGCUAACUCUAAUCACAAAAUAUGUGACAAUUUUAAUGAUAGAACAUCCAGAGGCCUUUUUAGAAAAUGUAGUGAUCAGUCUAUAGUAGUUCUACCACAUAUUGAGGAGCCAGAAAAUAAUGUCAAGAAGAACUGCCCUACUCGGCCACGUAGUGCCCCUUAUUCAUUGCUGUGGCAAGAAAGUUCUCCAGUGAAAGGUGGUGAUGAUUUUAGUUAAAUUCAGAUAUGUAAGUAAAAGGCAAAGAAAUUAUUGUUGCUUGUUUUGUAAGAACAGUUGUUUAAGAACACUGUGAUUGUGGAUUUCUUAACUUUAUAAAUCAAGGACUGAAGAGUGACAUGUGUUUAAGGGUAAGUAUACUAGAAUAUAAACUAUGAAAUUUUUCCUGGAAGCACUUCCAGAAAAUACCUGUAGAAGAGAACUUUGUAUACUUUAAAGAUUUAGAUCAAAAUAUCAUUAAAGGUUGACAACUUCAAAAAAAGUAUUCUCUUCAUGUAACUUUGUAUGUAACAGUCUGUGAAUAUAUAUAUAUUCAAAGUGGUCUUGUCUAUUUACCAUAGUCAGUUAUCUAACUUUUUCCAAGCAGGCAUUUCUGAAACUGCAUGGUUUCAAUAUUAUGUGUUAACUGUGAGGCAUAAUUACAGAGUUUGCUUUAUUAUUCAUGAGUAUGCAAAACCCCAGUCCAUGCGACACAUUAUGACUAACUUAUUUUCAUUUUAAAUAUAAAAAAAACAGCUGUAGAAGUGUGAAGUUAUAUAAUAUACAGCUUACUUUUUAGAUUCUUUGCGUUUCAGUGGAAGUAAAAGAUAAGUCUUAAUGAAAGUUUCGUGAUGAUGUUCCACUUUUAAAUGGAAGUGUAGUACACUGAAUGGUAAAACAAGGCUUUCUAACCAACUAUAGAACCAGUUCUCAGUGUUAUUAAAGUGAAGUAUUAAUAGCAUCCACCUCAGUUUUACAAAAAAUAAGAUAGAGACACUAUUAAUAUAAAUCAAGACCUCUCAAUAUUAACAACCAACGCCACUGCUGGCUAACCAAAAAAAGUAAGUUAGGUCAUUAUUUUCCAUAGUGAAGAGUUACAUAAGUUAAACCUCUUGCUUGUUAUUGUUUGUUUUGUUUCAAAGUGUAGUGACCAGAUUUUAACAUGUAAAAUAGUCUUACUUCCAGUUAAUCACAAAAUCAUACUUGGCUGCAUUCUUUGAAUUCGGAAUAAAUGUAAUUAUUAAUAUGACUAAAUAGUUUUUGCAUGUUUUAUAUACAUUGAAUCAUCUAUCUCUUGUUAUUUAUGUGAUAACAUACAACUUGUUGGGUAAUGUUAAAAUUUUAUCUACACAAUACCAAAAGGAAUAAACAAAAUGUUUUUAACAGACAUUAUCUUUAUACAUACAUAUAUUUAAUAAAACUCCAAAGUUGUAAUAUGGUGGUAAAAUAAUUUUAAUUGUAGAAAACUUCCCUACCACUGGUAGUAUGAAAUUAAAACAAAUGUCAAGUAACAUAGUUAUUGGGGGGGCUUUAUUCUCAAAAUGAAGAAAAUAUAUAUAAUCCAAUGUUUCCUCCAGUAGUACUGCUGAUAAUAUAGUAGUUAUUGUAUUACUAGCCCUGAUGAACCCACAAAGGUGAAACAAUGGCUAAAAUAAAGUUUUUGUAUUAUCUGGAGAGUAGAGGUCUUUUCUUUUUCUCUCAUUUUAUUGCCAAAAUGUCUAAAUCCCUCCAGUAAAAACUACAAAUUCUAACUAAAUAGAACUUGUUAAAAAUACUCCAUUUACCAGCCAUAUUGUAACUUUAAUCUAUCUACUAAAUAAAAAGCCAAGUAACGUAGUUGCAACAAACAGAACUUGUUAUAAGCCUUCCCACUUAACACUAUUAUUCACUGAUAUAAUAAUAAAACAAGAGAAAUGACUUCAUCAAAGGUAAAAUUGAAAAUAUAAUCUUAGAACUUAAAAAUCUCUUACAUAUGACAUGCACAUUAUAAUAGGCUUAACCAAAUAUCUUUAGUUUGCUGACCCAAGCUGUGCUGUUGAGCUUUGAAUAGGUAAAUCAGGGAAUACAUUAGACCUCUGUCAUAGAUUAUAUUUUUAAUUGUACCUUUGGUGAAAUCAAAAAGAAAUUGUAAUAUAAUUAUUAAACAGUUGGUCUGCUGUGUAAUAUCAAAUAAUAAAUUAGAGACAAUUAUUCACACACACAAAUUAAUUUAGGUUACUAUACAGUUAAAAAGGACUUGAAAACCUCAUACGUAACAAGUGACUUAACUGAACCAAAUACAAUGUAUUGAAACUUCUCUACUUAUUGACGUAACCUUAAUGUAAUCUGCUGAUAAUAUAGUAAAUAGAUGUCAAAUUACAUGUAAAUUUGCAAUUAAACUGACUUGGUAUAAAAUCUCAGUGUAUUUAGGAGCUAGAUAGUUAUUUCUCCUUCAUAUCUGCAUGACUUGGUACCAUGAUGAAAGCCAGAAGUUCACUACAUUCCUGUAAACCUAUCAUUGUUCUGUAAAUAUAGAAAGAAAGCAUUGUGUAACAAAAGACUGAAUUGUCCUUGAUACUUUUUAAUAUAUAUAUAUAUAUAUUCUUGGGAUAGUUUACUAAAUAUAUGUGAAACUUCAGAAUUUUUUUCAGUAGCUGUAACGUUGUAGUCAAAAUAACAGUUUGAUUUCUAAGAAUGUUUUGUAUUAGAUAAUACAUUUCAUUAAGCAAAAUGCAGGCUUGGAAUAAGACUUGUUCAACUGUAGUGACAAAGUUUGUUCAGUAAUUUAUCAAUUUAUCAUUCCACAAAAGUUAUUUAAAUUUGUUUUUAAUUAUUUCAUAAGUGAUCAUAGCAAUUUACCCUGUACCUUAUAAAUCUAAUGUAACUAUCCAUAUAAGAAGAAAACCUAUUUUUUUAGAUUUAAGUGUUUCUAAAAAGCUGUUUGUAAAACAUUGCUUUCUUCAGUCAAUUUUUCAUAAAAUGUAAGGUUAGUGAUGGCUUCUUCUGUGUGACUCACAGAUAGCUGUUAGUUUUGUAAAACUGGAGUAUCUGUGUUUUUUUCUUUUCACGGGCUACCUAAUUGUCUUGAAAUUAAUGGCCACCAGCUGGCAAAAUGAUCCUUAAGGGGCACUAGGAUUUUGUUUGCCAGUUAACAAACCAACCAUGAUUAUGAAGCUUCAAACCAGUAGUAAAGAAAAAAAAGUUAACAAGUACAUGUUUAAUAAAAACCACAAGACAAUUGAUGAAAGGCCUUUUUUAAGUUUAACACCUGCCACACGAGCCAGCCCAGCAUAUUGAUGUGGAUAUAAAAAAUUACUCAUUUUGAAAAGAUUUGGGUUGUUUUUAUUAGACAAAAAGAUGAAGUUUGGCACUAUUUUUUAAGGUCUACGUCAUUGGAUCAGACAAGUGACUAUGAGAGUCAACAUGGUGAAGUUAUCUUGUAAAGUGAAAUGAUGUAGCAUUGAAACAUACUUGAAAUGUUCUAGAUGUAGUUGUGAAUAUGGUGGCUUAAGUGUAGCGAUUAAGCUAAACAGUAGGUCCAAGUUGGAUGAGGAAAGAACUUGUUCGAAUCUAUCCCAGCUGAAUCGGAGAGUUGUCAAUUCACUACUGCAAUGACCGUGAAACAUAAAAACCAGGCAAAAAAGUAUUGUUAUCUUCAAAAGGGGAGAUUGGAAUCAUAUAUAACAAAUCAUUCAUUUCAAUAUUUUGUGAAACUAAUGGUACAAUAAAGCCUAAAGAUGCAGUGUUGAAAUUCAAGCAGCUGCUCGAUGCAUUACAAGAUGAUUUCCCUAGCAAUUCUCAAAUUUAAAAUGCCAUUUCUGCAGUAAGGAAGACAGUAUAAUGCCCACCAUAGUAUAAUCCAUAUAGAUUUCAUCAUUUAUUUUAAUUAGUAUUUAGUUUUCAUUACAUAAAUUAUGCUGUGCUUCAUUCAUUGAGAUCUAUCAAAAUAAUUUUCCUGCUGAUCAUCCUAGGCUCAGUAUAAAAAAGAUGAUGGGCCUGCUUGUGUGAAAAGUGUUAAAAUAGCAGUGUUUUUUAGUCUUUUUUUUUCAUUUAAUAUUGGGAAAUAAUUAUUGCAGACAUAAUCUGAAAUUUGAUACUACAGUAAGAAAUAUGACAGUUCUUAAAAAUUCACACCUGAUUAUAUAUCUGUGAAUCCCUUUUUUUUCUUCUGAUACUUUUAUAAGUAACUGGCAAACAAGUUACCCUUAGUCCCUAUCACUUUAUUAAAGCUAUACACUUGAUUUUUAUCUAGUGGAUGUAAAGUUAAUACUGUAGUUAUCAUAGAAUAAAUUACAAUAAUCCCUUUUAAAAAUUUUGGUUAGUCUAUUACUGACCAUUAUUUUUUGGUCUGAUGUUGUAGGGACAUUUGAACAGGAUUAUUUGCUUUUUCUUUCUUAACAUGAAUUGUUAUAUUAAAUAAGUUUACCUUCCAGAUAGUGAGACGAUUAUGUCCAAUAUCAUUUUGUACCUUUUAUGUACUUAUUUGUGGUGGGAAAAAUUCGCAUCCAAGUAUGCUUGGUGUUAGAUACCAAGUCCUAUAAAUGUGCACAUUGUCGUGUCUAGAAAUUGAAUAGCGAUUGAUCUUUUACUUAGUUAUUGGUUGGGACUUAUGCUUCAUGUUAACAUGUUCAUUGCUAUUAUUCUUGGUGGUCUAUGUUUUGAUACUACAUUAAUACUUUAUUAAUAGGCUAAUUUGUCAUCCCAGUUUACACUGCUACAUUAUAUGUGUCAUCAUAAUACAUGAGAUUAUUUUGUUGUUGUUGCUGUUAGGACAUCAGCAAUUGUUAAGCUAGCCUCACAAGCAGUUAUAACUGGUGUUGGAGAUUGUACCUAAGCUCAGACACCCAUGAAAGGUUAAGUAAAGUGAAUACUUUGACUCUUAAGCUUCUGUAUAACAGUACACUAAUUAAUUUAACAGCAUUACAGAAUUGUUUUUAUAAUAUAAACUCACUAAAAAGUUGAACCUAACUUUUGUGCUAAAAAAUAUGUAGGCAUUAAAAUGUUUAUCUUCAGUAGUGAAUAUUGUAUUAGUGGGUUCAUUUUGUUAUUGAGGACUAAAGAAGAAAUAAUUUAUGUUCAUAGCAUACAUAAAAAAAAAGGAAGGAAUAUGAGGUUUUUACUUUCUGUAAUACAUGGAAACAGAAUUUUCUAAGCUGUAUUUUAUUAAGAUGAUUGUAAUGACCUGAUAAAAAAAAAAA